Corylus avellana is the source of this 1335-nucleotide messenger RNA. The record is from RefSeq and is a predicted model, not a curated record. NCBI's taxonomy places the organism in Eukaryota, Viridiplantae, Streptophyta, Magnoliopsida, Fagales, Betulaceae.
AUGGCUCACGAAGAAGAAGAAGUGCCAAAAUGGGUCCCCCAAUACUCAUUGGACUCAAACCGCUACGUGAUUCUUGAUCAAGCUGGUGUUGGUGCUAGCUCUUUUGUUUACAGGGCCGUCUACCUGCCCAAUCCGCUCUUGUACUCCACGCUGGUGGCAAUCAAAGUCAUCGAUCGUUUUGAAUCAUGCCGGUGGCAAUCAAUGCCACCACCUUUGUCCCACCCAAAUAUCCUCAACGCUCACUGUUCCUUCACAGUUGAUGAUCGCCUUUGGGUGGUGAUGCCAUUCAUGUCCGCGGGUUGUUUACAAUCCAUAAUGUCUUAUUCCUUCCCAGGCGGCCUACCCGAGCCCUGCAUUGCCAUAAUUCUCAAAGAAACUCUAACCGCCUUGUCCUAUCUUCACACCCAACAACAACUUCACCAAGACAUCAAUGCCGGUAACAUCCUCAUCGACUCAAAUGGGUCGGUGAAGCUUGCACACUUUGGAGUGUUGCCAUCAAUCUUCGAGUCUUGGAGUUCAACUCAUCAAGCGGACGCUCCGAAUUGCAUACACUCGGAACCGGGGUAUGGUAUAAAGGCUGAUAUAUGGUCCAUUGGAAUCACUGCAUUAGAAUUGGCCCAUGGACGCCCUCCUCUGUCUCACCCCCUUCCUUUAAAGCUCAAGAAUCUCUCCAGGCCUUUCAGAGACAUGGUGGUUUCGUGUCUCCAGCAAGACCCAUCAAAGAGGCCCUCGGCAGAGACAUUGUUGAAGCAUCCCUUCUUCAAGAAUUGCAAGGGUUCGGAUUUUCUUGUAGAGAAUGUCUUGCAGGGGCUGCCUAGUGUUGAAAAAAGGUUCAAGGAAAGCAAGAUUAAUUUACUUGAGCGGUUGAUGACAAAUAACAAUGGCGAUGAUGAGAAGGAGGAGGAGGGUGACUCAGCGAGGCAGAGUAUAAAACAGAUUAGGGUCAACGAGGACGGGUUUGUACUUGACCCAGUGUGCCCAACCGAGUCCACCGACGAUUCAGCUGUAAUAAUUGAAGACGAGGGAGGUGAGUCUGGCGGGUUGAUUCCGAGUUCACCUGGUCAGGGUUUGGAAGAGGCGGCCCAAGUGGGUUGUUAUAGUGGUGGGGAAGCGGUGCCGGUGGGUCUAGUGGCGAUGAAGAGGAGCUUGGAGGAGAUGGCUCAGCUUAUUGAGUGGCAGAGGGCUGAGUUGAAGAAUGUGAAAGAGAGGAAGUUGAAGUUGGAGGUGGAGUUGAGUCUUCUUAAGCUUCAAAUUUCUGAUGAGCCGAGUCUUCUCGAGCUUCAAAUUUCUGAUUCACAUGAGUCACAUGACACUGGUGCUGGUGCUGCUGAUUGA